AACUACUUGUCAAUCAUUUCGGAGUAUCUUGAUAAUAUCAACUUGUAGUCAUUAGUAGACUAUAGUGUUUUUUUUAAUUUAUUGAGACUAAGAAAUGAAAAAAUAUAUUUAUAACUGAUAAUAGAAGUUUCCAAAUUCUAUUGUUGUUAAAUUAUGUGUAACGUGGAUAGUAAUUAGUGAUAGAUAACCUAUUUUUAUACCAGUACAUAUUAUUAUCUUUAUAAAAAAUAAUUUAACACUUUUUUGCAUCAUUUUCUGCUCAUCAUUAUAACUAUUAAAUACAUUAUCAAGGCAAUAAUAAUUGUAGAUAAACUGAAUCAUAUCUUAUAAACUAACAACGCAAAUAAUUGUGAUAAUCAUCACCGGACGACAUCAUCGAGUCUUCUUAUCAUUAAAAAAUAUCUAAAAUAUUUUGGACAAUGGCAUUAUUUAAACAAGUGAAAGAAUGAAAGAACAAUAACUAUUGCAAUGAUAAAACAAUAAUGAAUGUUAUAAUUAUGUAAAAUUAACGAUAACAAUAGAUAAAUUGUUCAAGUGUUUUAAAGGACUACAUGUUAAUCCAUUAUGUUAUUGCAAUGUCUAUAUCUUUAACAAUGGACUGGACACUAAAAAUAAUCUAUAACGAGAUGAAAUAAACAGUUCAUAUAACCUAAAUUUAAUAAUAAUAUCAAGAAAUAUCUUUAAUUAGUGUAAUAUAGAAUAAAAACUUAAUGAGUAACAAAAUGGCCAAUAUUUGUAGAAAAUGGAGAAUAUGGAUACUGCCAGUGUUGACAGGGUUGUACACAUUAUUAAUAUGUAUACUUGUGCCGAUAUUGCUAAGAAAUUCAAUGAAAAAUGGCUUUAACAAAGAAGACCAAGGAGCAUUGAUUGGUGGUGCUUUUGUGCUAUUGUCAUUACCAAUAGCUUUUUAUGAAAUAAUACAACAUAUGAUUCAUUAUACACAACCGAGAUUACAAAAAUAUAUCAUUAGAAUAUUGUGGAUGGUACCAAUUUAUGCUGUUAAUGCUUGGCUUGGAUUAAUUUAUCCAGAACAAAGUAUUUACGUUGAUAGUUUACGUGAGUGUUAUGAGGCUUACGUUAUUUAUAAUUUUAUGAUGUACCUGUUGGCCUACCUCAAUACUAUUGAACAUCAACUUGAAAACCGUCAUGAAUUACCCGUACAGCAGCAGGUUAAACACAUGUUUCCUUUGUGUUGUUUGCCCACUUGGCGAAUGGGACGUGAAUUUGUUCAUAAGUGUAAACAUGGAAUUCUCCAGUAUACUGUUGUUAGACCUUUAUCAACACUUAUUUCAUUCAUUUGUGCGUUGAAUGAUGUUUAUGGUGAAGGCGAGUUUCGUGGAAAUGUUGCAUUUCCUUAUAUGAUUGCGUUAAAUAAUCUGUCGCAAUUCAUAGCCAUGUACUGCUUAGUAUUGUUCUACCGAGCCAAUUCUGAAGCCUUAAAGCCAAUGAAACCAAUUGGAAAGUUUCUAUGUAUCAAGGCUGUUGUGUUCUUUUCGUUUUUCCAAGGAGUUAUAAUAACGAUACUUGCAUAUUUUGGCAUCAUAUCUAGUAUUUUUGAUGCCAAUAACACCGAUGAUGUCCGGCAUAUAGCUUCGAAACUUCAAGAUUUCUUGAUCUGCAUUGAAAUGUUCUUAGCAGCGAUAGCUCAUCACUACAGUUUUAGUUACAAAUCAUACGUAAAUCUAUCUCAAACUCAAGCUUGGUGGGAUGCAUUUAGAGCGAUGUGGGACGUAUCAGAUGUUCAUAAUGACAUUAAAGAACAUUUAGGUGUUGUUGGAUCGUCAUUGAGUCGUAGGAUACGUGGACGAAAUAAUUAUGAUCAUAGUCAUUACGAGCAUGAUACUUGGGCAAGUGCGACAGAAAGAACAUCACUUUUGCCAGAUCAAAUUCAAUAUACGGCAACCAUUAUUAAAGGUUCAUCGUCAUUACCAACGUCAAGUCAAGCUACUUGUCUUUCCUCUUCCACAUCAUCGUCAGGAUAUAAUAAUAAUAGUGAUUCUGGUACUCGAGGUGAUCAUUUAUAUCAACGUCAGCCAUCAACAGAGUCUACGAUCAACGAAAAUACCAUAGAUACUUAUUACAGUACAGAGAGUAAAAGUAAUUACGUCAAUACGUAAUGAAGUCAUAUUUUUUAUAUCAUUAAAUGCUAAGGAAAUUUUAAUUUUUAUUUCAAUGAAUAUACCAAAUAUUUUUUGUGUACAUAAGUACUAAAUUUUAAUGAAAUAUCCAAGAAUAAUUGAGAAGUAAUAAAAUAUUUAGGAAAAAACAGUCGAAGAAUUAAGGCUUUAUAUUGAUCAUGAAUAGGAGUGAAAUAUUAAUAUUUGUGAUAUUUAUUGUAAGAAUUUUCAUAGUUUUAUAUCAUUCAGUAUACGAAAAAAAAACAAACAAAUGUAAUUAUUCAGGAUUGUAGUAAUUA
Chelonus insularis is the source of this 2416-nucleotide messenger RNA. RefSeq names its product transmembrane protein 184C. Bases 711 to 2117 code for a protein of 468 amino acids. Lineage: Eukaryota; Metazoa; Arthropoda; Insecta; Hymenoptera; Braconidae. Gene Ontology annotation, cellular component: membrane. Gene Ontology annotation, molecular function: transporter activity. The record is from RefSeq and is a predicted model, not a curated record. The transcript has 5 exons. Gene Ontology annotation, biological process: transport.